AUGCAUCGAGGACGUGUUGCUAGCCAAGGACCCCUCAGCCCAACGCAUGCAUGGCAGCAGCCUCCCCGCCUCCUCAUUGUAGAUGCUGCAUGCCCCUUGUGGGCCAGGGUCUGCUCCAAUCUCUGUGAGGCUCUGCAGAAUUUUUUCUCUCUAGCCUGCAGCCUGGAAGGCCCUAGCCGAAUGCCCCUGUUCAGCAUGUAUGUGGUUCAGAGUCAACAUGAGUGCAUCCUUCCUUUCAUGCAGGUGAAAGGGAACUUUGUCCGGCUGCAGGCCUGCAUCUCUGAGUUGCGCUUGGUGCCAAGAGAAGGGGUUUGCCAACAGAGAUCCUGUCUGAAUCUGGCGGUGCAGGAUGGGCUCCAGCAGUUCAAACAGUACAGCAGGCAUGUGAUGGCGAGCUCGGUUCCAAGCAGCCCUUCAGUGGAGAUUACAGUUCUGACUUGUCAGCCUGGAAAAGAGAUUGUUAAACAGCUGGAGGCAGAGUUGCAAGACACAGACAUGGUGAGCCUCCGGAGACUACAAGUCACUGAGAUCUCAAAGGGAGAUGUGUUGGAGUCGAUGGACUCACCAUGGCCCAGCCAAGCCCCUGCUGAUGAGCUUAGCACUGAUGAGUGUUCGAUCCUGGGCAUUGACAUUGAACUUCAGAUCAUCGAAAAUGACACUGUGAGCAUAGAGAGUUUCUUCAAAGCUUGGCUUCAAGACAGUGGGACAGACCAAGAGCAUCUCCAUCUCCUUCUUCCUUCACAGUGUUUCAGCAGCUUCUCCAGUGCCAGAUCAGAACCAAUGUGUCUGAAAUGUGAUCUUCAAGAGCGGCUUCUUAACCCAGCCCUCCUCCCUGGCACAGCAGAGAGCCCCAGAGGAGACUUCAGCUCCUUCUACCAGAUGGCCCCCCAAUCAGCAGCAUCAUGUUACAGACUCCGAGUGAUCAAGGCUCUAGAAUCCAGUGGGGUCUGCGAGUCGGUGACGUAUGGACUCCCAUUCAUCAUCAGACCAACCAGUUGUUGGCAGCUGGACUGGGAUGAGCUAGAGACAAACCAACGUUUCCAUGCUUGUGUCACUAGCCUGCGGAAAAGAGAGUGGCUGCUCUUGGCCAAAGGAGAGCCUCCAAGUCCAGGACCCAGCCAGAAUGGUCCCACCAGCACUUUCUACGUCAUCUUCCCGUCCAGUUCUCUUACAAUGCUGGUCAAGGCAGUGGCCACAUGUGAGCUGCUGCUGCCCAGCUCCUUCCCUGUGCCCUCUGAGGACCCACCAGAGGACAUCCUUAGGAGUGUGGAGAACACCUUGGAUGGCUUAGAGGUAGCAUCCACCUAUAAUCCCCUGCAGAUUAAGGGCCAGCUAUAUGAACACCUGAGAAGCAUUUUGUCCAAACCCCAGGGGCUACUCACUCCAGGUCGGGAGCUCCACCCCCCCAGACAGGUUGGAAGACUGCACCCAAACCGAGCCCGAGCUACAGUGCCCCCUCUGCCCCUGGUACCAACCCUGGCUCCUUCGAGGGCCCCAAAGAUGCCAGCAGCUCAAAAGCCAUCCUCAGAGCCUGUGCUGUUGCUUUCUGAUGAUGAAGAACUUUUCUGGGAGACAAAUUGCCUCAGCCCCACUCAGGGCAAGGCCCCCAAAGAAUCUGGGUGAAGUGUUUGUCCAGGCCUGCCCUUCCUCCUCCUACACAAUGACCUGCAUCAAGCAGAACUCUCAUGCACUGGAGGCAGUGGAGGCAUCUGUCCAUACUUCUCUGUCCCACUCUGUAUUCAGGCUUAGGAUUAUUUCAGUAGCUAGAGGUGACAGGAACCCUUCCCUGGUAUGACCCUGUGUCACCUCUCAAGGAUGCACACCCAGGUACACUGCCCCCUUCC
Trichosurus vulpecula (common brushtail) is the source of this 1844-nucleotide messenger RNA. It is a transcript of the gene M1AP, whose product is annotated as meiosis 1 associated protein. The record is from RefSeq and is a predicted model, not a curated record. NCBI's taxonomy places the organism in Eukaryota, Metazoa, Chordata, Mammalia, Diprotodontia, Phalangeridae. Gene Ontology annotation, biological process: meiosis I; male meiosis chromosome separation; spermatogenesis.